AUGGAUAGAGACAAUAUUGAAAAUUUCGAAGUAAUUUUAAGAGAAGGGUGAAUAGAAAAGCAAAGCCGAUUUGUAAAAGAAUGAAGGCGCCGCUGGCUUGUUUUGACUCCAAAGUUCCUUUUUACGUUUAAGCAACAGCAUGCUUACAGAGACAAGCCAACCGAAACACUCAGGCUGCAAGCCUGUUUGGCUUGUAAAUCAGCUGUAGAAGAAACAAAAAAAGAUUUCUCUUUUAAAGUGGAAACUAAGGAAAGAAUAUUUUAUUUCUCAGCCUUGGAUCGAAAUGACAAGGAUGGGUGGAUUGGAGCUAUUGCAAGAGCCAUGGUUAGACCUGAAGUUUUGAGAACUUUAAGUGAAGAAAACGCACUUAAUGGAGUAAAAGCUUAA
Molecule: messenger RNA, 387 nt
Organism: Blepharisma stoltei
Lineage: Eukaryota; Ciliophora; Heterotrichea; Heterotrichida; Blepharismidae
Source: the annotation of a GenBank genome assembly